ACUUCACCGGUAUAUACUAUGAGGUUUGAGGUUAAGUCGCAUAUCACGAUAACAACAUUUUCGAAUUGUGUCCUAUUUGUAUUUCGUCAGAAACGGUAACGUGUAUGUAGGAACGAAAAGACGAUCGAAAGAAGAAAAAGAAACAGUGAAGUAGUGUAUCGAGUAUAUCAGUGUUUACCGGCGAAAGCCGUUUUUUGAUUCUAUUAUUCACCCACGAAUAAACGUAAAAUGAUCGGAAGACUUUUUACGAGAAGUAUAGGAGUUGUGAGAAGUUCCGUAACCCCAUUCAUAGAACGUGGAUCAAUCAGACCGAAUCUUUGUCUCAUGCAGGCACGUCACAAAUCGUAUACACCGAUAAACACUGUUAUUAUGUUUGUGCCACAGCAAGAGGCAUGGAUAGUCGAGCGAAUGGGAAAAUUCCAUAGAAUUCUGGAGCCAGGCUUGAAUGUUCUUGUUCCCAUAGUCGAUUGUGUGAAGUAUGUUCAGAGUCUAAAAGAAAUAGCGAUAGACGUGCCUAAGCAGAGCGCAGUAACUUCGGACAAUGUGACAUUGGAUAUAGACGGAGUUCUCUAUUUACGAAUAAAUGAUCCUUAUCGCGCGUCUUAUGGAGUGGAAGAUCCAGAAUUUGCAAUAAUCCAAUUGGCUCAGACAACCAUGAGAUCAGAAUUGGGAAAAAUAUCAUUGGACAAAGUAUUCCGGGAGCGGGAAGGUUUGAACGUUGGAAUUGUUGAAAGCAUCAAUAAAGCCAGUGAAGUUUGGGGAAUCACUUGCCUUCGUUACGAAAUUCGUGACAUAAGAUUACCAAAACGAGUACAAGAAGCUAUGCAGAUGCAAGUCGAAGCUGAACGUCGAAAAAGAGCAGCCAUUCUUGAAUCCGAAGGAGUUCGAGAAGCUGAGAUCAAUGUGGCUGAAGGAAAACGACAAGCAAGAAUUCUUGCAUCUGAGGCCGAACGCCAAGAACAAAUAAACAAAGCCAGUGGUGAAGCAGCAGCAAUGUUGGCAAUUGCAGAAGCCAGAGCUCGAGGUUUGAAGAUAGUUUCGAGCUCUUUAACACUGCGUGACGGAAAAAAUGCAGCAGCUCUUAGUAUUGCUGAACAAUAUGUUCACGCUUUCAACAAAUUGGCAAAAACCAAUAAUACUCUCAUACUUCCGAGCAAUGUGGGAGACGUAUCCAGUUUCGUUUCUCAGGCUAUGAUGAUCUACAAACACGUCAUGCCGGCUGCCAAGGAAAAUUUCGACAAUCAAUCCCCGAUUGAUGACCAUUGUAAUGCAAAUACGCUGCCCAUCGAAAAUGGACGCGAAUCUGAUGAGGUUUUCGAAUAUUUUAGUGACAAGGAAGAAGCUGACAAACAUAAAAAAUCCAGUAGAACCGUGGAACCGCAUUCUUCCAAUUACGUGUAAAAUGUAAAUGUGAAUAAAAUUUUUCUUUUAUUACUGA
Venturia canescens is the source of this 1438-nucleotide messenger RNA. It is a transcript of the gene Stoml2, whose product is annotated as stomatin like 2. The transcript has 5 exons. Bases 229 to 1401 code for a protein of 390 amino acids. The record is from RefSeq and is a predicted model, not a curated record. Gene Ontology annotation, cellular component: mitochondrion; membrane. Lineage: Eukaryota; Metazoa; Arthropoda; Insecta; Hymenoptera; Ichneumonidae. Gene Ontology annotation, biological process: mitochondrion organization.